UGCGCACGCGUGCUCUCGCUCUUGCGGGGGUCUGGCUGACGGCUUGCCGCAAUCCUUUGGUACCCUCUGGUAAUCACUCCCGAUUUCGGAACCUUGCUUCUCGACUUACAGAGUAGCACGGUUCUAGGACAAGGGGUGAGACUACGAUGCGCAACGCCACCAGCAAGGCGCUGAGUGUAAACGGAAGAAGCCGUCGCUCUCUUCUUGGCGUCAGGCACAGGCGCCGGGCUUACUCUUGGCGAACCAGGGUAACUCCAGCCAGUCUUUCUUCUUGGCGUCCGCCUCCUCCCGCCCUCCUGGGCGGCUUCCCGUGCAGCUAUUGGAAGAACCGAGAGGCACGGACGCCCUCUCGGGAUUGGCUGGACCUGCCCGAGACUCAGCCGGAGGUGGGAGAAAGGACGAUAGCGAUUGGCCGGUCGUGUUUGUUGGAGCGCUUGUAUUGGUCAGCUUCGGGACUAGGGGCGGGACUGAUAUCCCAGAAGCAGCGGCGGCCUCUGCGGAGCCGGUGUGAGGCUGCUGAACCGGAUCGCGGGCCACUACAGAGCGCGGCGAGAUGGAGGUGACGGGGAUCUCGGCGCCCACGGUGACGGUUUUCAUCAGCAGCUCUCUCAACACCUUCCGCUCGGAGAAGCGGUACAGUCGUAGCCUGACCAUCGCAGAGCUCAAGUGUAAACUAGAACUGGUGGUGGGCAGUCCUGCUUCCUGCAUGGAACUGGAGCUGUAUGGCGCCGACGACAAGUUCUACAGCAAGUUGGAUCAAGAGGAUGCAUUGCUGGGCUCCUAUCCUGUAGAUGAUGGCUGCCGCAUCCAUGUCAUUGACCACAGUGGCGUCCGGCUUGGAGAAUAUGAGGACGUGUCCAAGGUGGAGAAAUUCGAGAUCUCAUCGGAAGCUUAUGACCGGAGGCAAAACACAGUUCGGUCCUUCAUGAAGCGCAGCAAGGUAGGCCCGUACAAUGAAGAACUUCGGGCACAGCGAGAGGCUGAAGCUGCCCAGCGCCUCAGCGAGGAGAAGGCCCAAGCCAGUGCCAUCUCUGUGGGUAGCCGUUGUGAGGUGCAGGCACCUGGCCAGUCCCUUCGCCGAGGCACUGUCAUGUAUGUAGGACUCACAGAUUUCAAGCCAGGCUACUGGGUUGGCGUCCGGUAUGACGAGCCCUUAGGGAAAAACGAUGGCAGUGUGAAUGGGAAACGCUACUUUGAAUGCCAGCCCAAGUACGGUGCCUUUGUCAAGCCAUCUCUUGUCACCGUGGGAGACUUCCCCGAGGAGGACUAUGGGUUGGACGAGAUGUGACACUGAAGGAAGGACGUGGUCCCCUGCUGUGGCCCCGACAGGGCCCCUCUGUCUGUCUGCCUCUGGCCCUUUCCUCCCCCUGUUUAAUAUUAUUCACUUCUGUCUGCCGUUGACUUUUGAGAUUUGUGCAUUAAAUUAAUCAGAACCCAG
Arvicola amphibius (Eurasian water vole) is the source of this 1438-nucleotide messenger RNA. RefSeq names its product tubulin folding cofactor B (gene Tbcb). Lineage: Eukaryota; Metazoa; Chordata; Mammalia; Rodentia; Cricetidae. Gene Ontology annotation, biological process: post-chaperonin tubulin folding pathway; tubulin complex assembly; cytoplasmic microtubule organization. The record is from RefSeq and is a predicted model, not a curated record. Gene Ontology annotation, cellular component: microtubule plus-end; cytoplasm; nucleus. Bases 554 to 1288 code for a protein of 244 amino acids. Gene Ontology annotation, molecular function: microtubule plus-end binding; alpha-tubulin binding. The transcript has 6 exons.